AUGUCGAUUUACGAUCGCGCGACGGUGGCGAAGCUCGCGCACCUGGCCACUGCAGCGGACGGCGCGGUUCUCGGCGUCGUCGUUGCCUACGCGGCGUACCGCAGCAUCCGGAAGUACACUGCCACGUCAUCCGCCCUAAGCAAAAUCCGCCUGGCGCCGGCAGUGCAGGCCUCCGACAUCCGCUCGGUUCUGGCCGACGGUGAUGUUUCCGGCGGCUCUGAUGGAGUUGGCGCUUCCAUUUCGCGUUCCGGCGGUGAAAAAUUGGUCGUGGUCAGGGGUGCUGUUGAGGUGAAAUCUGCCGUGGAGAAGGGGAAUUGGAAGAGUGUAAGAGGCAGUGGCUUGGUUGUGUCUCGGGAGACCGGCGACCAGGGCGUGGUCCUUGAGCAAGUUCGCGGAUGUAUAUACAAUGAGUUGAGGGGAAUCUUCCGGUGGCCAUAUAAUAUACGAUCCUUGUUCUCACAAUCCUGGAAACAGCGAGAGUCUUGCUCCGUAAGAAUGGUUCCAUUUGUUCUUGUGGAGGCGGGAAAACGACCACAGCAAUCCGAUUAUCUUGUUGUCAACAUGGAAGGAUCAAAGCAUCCCCUGCCACUUGUAACUGUUUUUGGGGAGUUGCGGCCUCUUGAUGCUUCUCCUUACACUUUCCUUCAGGCACUUUUGGGUCUUCAGUACCCCGUUGGGCUGAUUUACGAAGAGAAAAUCCUUCAUCUGGGGAAGGUUAUCACUGCUGUUGGUGUUUGCGAUCUUAAAGAUGGGAUUCCGGAGAUCAAGUCGUGUGAAGAUCUUCCUUAUUUUCUGUCUGCUAUGAAUAAGGAUGAAAUGGUAGCUGAUCUUUUCUUCAAGAGUAAUGUGCUAAUGUGGAGCGGACUGGUUUUCGGUUCUCUAGCUAUUGGCAUUCUCGGUUAUUGUGUAGCAAGAAAAUGGAAGAAAUGGAAAGCACGCAGAUCACGGCAACAAGAUGACUCAGCAGAAAUCCUGACAGAUGCUGAGGUGGCAGCACUGGAUGAGGAAUCGAGUGAAGUGCCCGAUGGCCAGCUGUGCGUGGUCUGCCUGACGAGAAUUCGGCGGUCGGCGUUCGUCCCAUGUGGCCACCUAGUCUGCUGCCACCGCUGUGCAUUGAUGGUCGAGCGCGAGUCCUCCCCAAACUGCCCUCUCUGCAGGCAGCAGAUAAGGAGUACGGUUAGAAUCUACGACAUUUGA
Messenger RNA from Striga asiatica, 1197 nucleotides. The record is from the annotation of a GenBank genome assembly. NCBI's taxonomy places the organism in Eukaryota, Viridiplantae, Streptophyta, Magnoliopsida, Lamiales, Orobanchaceae.